AGCCGGAUCGAUCAACCCGGCGCGCGCGGGGUUGGACUAGAUGACCCUCGGGGAUCCCUUCGAACGGCGCGAUCCCAUCCCACCGGGAAAGCGCCGGAUCUAGCGAGACCCUGCGCGGCUGCGGAGACGCAGCCGAGUAGAUUCCCAGGCCGGGGGGUUUGAAGCAGCCGCCGCAGGAGGCGGAGCUGGAUCCGGAGGGGCCUGGUCGCCGGCCGCCCUCCGCCUCCUCCUCAGCCGCCGCCGCCGCGCCACACGCAGAAGGCAAGGGAGCCGCGAUGGACGCCGCCACCGCCGGCAGCAAGGAGCGGGAGGCCGCGCAUCUCCUGGCCGAGGCCGAGAAGAGGGUGAAGUCCUCGCACUCCUUCCUCAGGGGCCUCUUCGGAGGAAAUUCAAAGGUAGAAGAAGCAUGUGAAAUGUAUACCAGAGCUGCAAAUAUGUUCAAGAUAGCCAAAAACUGGAAUGCUGCAGGGAAUGCAUUUUGUCAGGCAGCUAAACUCCACAUGCAACUACAGAGUAAACAUGAUUCAGCAACCUGUUUUGUAGACGCAGGCAAUGCUUUCAAAAAGGCCGAUCCCCAAGAGGCUAUCAACUGCUUAAAUGCCGCCAUCGAUAUUUACACAGACAUGGGCCGAUUUACUAUUGCAGCCAAGCAUCACAUUACCAUUGCGGAGAUUUAUGAGUCUGAGCUCGUGGACAUUGAAAAGGCUAUUGCCCAUUAUGAACAGGCUGCAGAUUACUACAAAGGGGAAGAAUCCAACAGUUCUGCUAACAAAUGUCUGCUGAAGGUGGCUGGGUAUGCUGCUCAGUUAGAGCAAUAUCAGAAGGCAGUUGAACUCUUUGAACAGGUUGGAACAAGCACUAUGGAUAAUCCAUUACUCAAGCACAGUGCAAAAGAUUACUUCUUUAAAGCUGCCCUGUGUCACUUUAUAGUUGACGAGUUGAAUGCUAAGCUUGCUCUGGAGAAGUAUGAAGAAAUGUUCCCGGCCUUCUCAGAUUCAAGGGAGUGUAAACUAUUGAAAAAAUUACUGGAAGCUCACGAGGAACAAAACUGUGAAGCUUACACUGAAGCGGUUAAGGAGUUUGAUUCAAUAUCUCGCUUGGAUCAGUGGCUGACGACCAUGUUGCUUCGCAUUAAGAAAUCCAUUCAGGAAGACACUGACGGGGACCUCAAGUGAAUUGUCAGUACAAUUUGUGGCACGUGACAUGUCUGCUGAAGUAUACUGUGUUGUGGCCAAGGACCAUUAUGGGAUACUUGGAUCUAUGCUUCUAGCUUAACUGACUGGUGUCUUGUUUAGUACCCUGUUGUGGCUCGUUCGGUGUAACUAUGGACAUGAACUAUAUAUAUUUUCAAGCCCUCGUGUUUUUGUUUUCCUUCUAAAUGCGGCCUGAUCUAUGCAUAUUUACUUGCAAGUAAGACCCUCUGAGAUCAGCAUUCCCCGCAUCACUGUCCAUAGGAUUGCUGCCUUACAGUGCAAGGAAAUCUUUACUUAGAAGGAAGCCCCCUGUGUUCAAUUGGACUUUCUCUCUCGACUUAUUCAUUGUGUCUUAUAAAUCCAGUCUGUUGACAUGAAAUGCUAGCCAACCUGAAAUUUAGGCACACUUACUGUGAGUCUCCCUCCAAGAGUAUGGUUAUUUUUGGACAAAUGAGUUCAUCAACUAAAAUUUAUUUGGGCCC
Messenger RNA from Podarcis muralis (Common wall lizard), 1675 nucleotides. RefSeq names its product NSF attachment protein beta (gene NAPB). Gene Ontology annotation, molecular function: syntaxin binding; soluble NSF attachment protein activity. The record is from RefSeq and is a predicted model, not a curated record. Gene Ontology annotation, cellular component: terminal bouton; vacuolar membrane; synaptobrevin 2-SNAP-25-syntaxin-1a complex. Gene Ontology annotation, biological process: SNARE complex disassembly; regulation of synaptic vesicle priming; intracellular protein transport. Lineage: Eukaryota; Metazoa; Chordata; Lepidosauria; Squamata; Lacertidae.